This is a messenger RNA of Vicia faba (fava bean), 1287 nucleotides long. NCBI's taxonomy places the organism in Eukaryota, Viridiplantae, Streptophyta, Magnoliopsida, Fabales, Fabaceae. The record is from the annotation of a GenBank genome assembly.
AUGGCGAGGCUACUUCGAAACGCUAACACUUUUCUCUUCAACCGCUCUUUCUAUAACCACGGCCUUCCGACGCGCUCUUGUUUCAAACAUGGAGUAAUGGGCUCAUCUCAAAAUUUGAGCUUUUCAACUUGUAAAGGUAAGAAGCGGUCUAAAUCAGAUGGAAGUGACUCAAAUGACGAGAACAUGUCUAAGAAAGAUUUGGCAUUACAACAAGCCAUGGAUCAGAUCACAUCUACAUUUGGAAAGGGAUCUAUCAUGUGGCUUGGUCGUUCUGUCUCACCCAAAAAUGUACCUGUGGUGUCAACGGGUUCUUUUGCUCUUGAUAUAGCGCUAGGAAUUUUUGGUCUUCCAAAGGGACGUGUUGUGGAAAUAUUCGGUCCAGAGGCUUCUGGGAAAACAACUCUUGCUUUGCAUGUGAUUGCAGAGGCACAAAAACUAGGAGGCUAUUGUGCCUUUAUUGAUGCUGAGCAUGCACUUGAUAAGUCACUUGCCGAAUCUAUUGGCGUAAAUACCGAGAACUUGCUUCUCUCACAGCCAGAUUGUGGUGAGCAGGCACUUAGCCUAGUGGAUACCUUAAUUCGGAGUGGUUCGCUUGAUGUAAUUGUCGUCGAUAGCGUAAGUGUGGCUGCUCUUGUUCCUAAAGGCGAGCUUGAUGGUGAGAUGGGUGAUGCUCACAUGGCAAUGCAAGCUAGGCUGAUGAGCCAGGCUCUUCGGAAGCUGUGCCACUCCUUAUCACUUUCACAGUGUAUAUUGAUUUUUAUAAACCAGGUAAGGUCAAAGAUUUCUACGUUUGGGGGAUUCGCUGGCCCUACUGAAGUUACUUGUGGUGGUAAUGCAUUGAAGUUCUAUGCUUCCGUGAGGCUAAAUAUCAAAAGAAUAGGGUUUAUCAAGAAGGGUGAAGAGACUUUAGGAAGCCAAAUUCUUGUCAAAGUUGUGAAGAACAAACACGCCCCUCCGUUUAAAACUGCACAGUUUGAGCUUGAGUUUGGCAAGGGGAUAUGCAAAGAAGCUGAGGUCAUAGAGUUGAGCAUAAAACACAAACUCAUAAAAAAGAGCGGUUCGUUUUACGAAUAUAAUGGCAAGAAUUUCCAUGGCAAGGAAGCUCUAAAAAACCACCUGAUCAACAGCGACGGUCUGCAAGAAUUAACAACAAAGCUUAGGGAAAAGCUUCUCAAUGCCGAGACGGAAACAGUUUCAGAAUCGGAGGUGAUAGUUGGAGACAUCCCGGAAGAAACUUUAUCAUCUGAUUCUACUGAUGAAGAAGCUACUGUUGUGGCAGAAGCUUGA